CGGCGGUUCAUAACAAACGAUAAUGUUGUUAACCUAUUGAACAUAAGGAGCAGCUUUCAGAUUGUUUAUAAUAAUGGUCUUGUUGUAAAUAAUGUAGGUUUCUUGCAAAUGGAAAAAAAGCCCGUUUGGCAGUGAAGAAUAAGCAAUGCAAAGUUACAAUUACGCUUAAUUGGAAUUGACAAAACGCAAGCUUUUAGAGUCGCACGUUAUGCAAAGGCUGUGUGAAGACCUGACACUCCCUCCAGUUAAAUCGCGGAUUCAGUAAAGAAAGCCUACAACGCGUCUCUUUUUCUCUUGCACCGACAGCUUUCCGCUUCAUCCACGAUCUCUCACUAUGGUGUCCCAUAAGGAGUUUGAGACUGCAGGGAAAGCUGCUGGUCUGCAGAUAUGGCGCAUUGAGAACAUGGACCUGAAGCCAGUGCCUAAGAAUCUCUAUGGCAACUUCUAUACGGGUGACGCCUAUCUUCUUCUGUACACCACCAGCGCACCUUCAUACUUUAUACACAUGUGGAUGGGGAAUGAGUGUUCUCAAGAUGAAAGUGGAGCUGCAGCUAUCUUCGCCACACAGCUGGAUGACUUUCUAGGGGGUGGUCCAGUUCAGUUCCGUGAGGUCCAAAACAACGAGUCGCUCACCUUCUUGGGCUACUUUAAGUCUGGCAUCAAGUAUAAGCAAGGUGGGGUCGCGUCUGGCUUCCAUCACGUGUUGACCAAUGACGUGGAUGUGAAGCGUCUCCUGCACAUCAAGGGCAGGAGGGCCAUCAGAGCCACUGAGGUGGAGAUGUCCUGGAGCAGCUUCAACAAAGGAGACUGCUUUAUUGUAGACUUGGGGAAGGACAUUUAUCAGUGGUGUGGCAGUGACUGCAAUCGUUUUGAACGUCUAAAGGCCUCCCAGUUGGCCAUUGAUAUCCGGGACAAUGAGAGGAACGGCAGGGCCAAGCUGAUCAUGGUGGAAGAUGGGGCUGAGCCAGACGCUUUGUCUAAAGUUCUUGGGCCCAAAUCCAGCAUCGCCCCAGCAACUCCUGAUGAUGAGGAAGUGGACACCUCCAACAAGAAGAAGGCAGCAAUGUACAUGAUUUCAGAUGCCUCUGGCUCCAUGAAAACAUCUAUUGUGGCCCAGUCUAGCCCGUUCAAGCAGGAGAUGCUCUCCCUAGAUGAGUGCUACAUCCUGGACAACGGAGUUGAUAAGAAUGUGUUUGUUUGGAAAGGACCAAAUGCAAACACAUCUGAACGCAAAGCGGCUAUGAAAGCAGCAGAGCAGUUCAUCAAAGAGAAGAACUACUCUAGUAAAACACAGAUCCAGGUGCUGCCUGCAGGGGGCGAGACCACCCUGUUCAAGCAGUUCUUCUCUAACUGGAAGGACAAGGACCAAACCACUGGUCCUACCAAGGCCUACACCAUCGGCAAAAUAGCCCGUGUGGAGCAGAUUCCUUUCGAUGCCUCCAGCCUCCAUAAUAACAAGGCCAUGGCAGCCCAACACAACAUGGUUGAUGAUGGUUCUGGAAAAGUUCAGAUCUGGCGCGUGGAGGGAGGGGAGCGUGUCCCGGUGAAUCCCUCUACUUACGGGCAGUUCUUUGGGGGAGACUGUUACCUGAUCCUGUACAGUUAUAAACAGGGAAGUAGGGAGCAGCAUAUCAUCUACACCUGGCAGGGCCUGAAGAGCACUCAGGAUGAGCUGGCGGCGUCUGCCUUCCUCACGGUCCAGCUGGAUGACUCCAUGGGAGGAGCUCCAGUUCAGGUGCGAGUAACACAAGGUCAAGAACCUCCCCAUCUGAUGAGUCUGUUCAAGGGCAAACCUAUGAUCAUCCAUAGUGGAGGGACGUCCCGCAAGGAUGGCCAGACCAAGACAGGCAGCACUCGCCUCUUCCACAUCCGACAGAGCUCUUCUAGAGCCACAAGGGCUGUCGAGGUUGAACCAUCUGCAUCCAACUUAAACACCAAUGACGUAUUUGUGCUGAAGUCGCCAGAUUGUGUGUUUGUGUGGAAAGGCGCAGGUGCCAGCGAUGAAGAAAUGGUUGCUGCGAAGUAUGUUGUAAGUGUAGUGGGAGGAAAACCCACUGACGUGGCCGAGGGUAAAGAACCAGCUGGAUUCUGGUCAGCUCUGGGCGGGAAGAAGGAGUACCAGACAUCUAAAACUCUACGAAAUAUGGUCAAACCACCACGUCUGUUCGGCUGCUCCAAUAAGACAGGUCGCCUAAUGGUUGAGGAAGUUCCUGGAGACUUCACUCAGUCAGACUUGGCUACUGAUGAUGUCAUGUUACUUGACACUUGGGAUCAGAUCUUCCUUUGGAUUGGUAAAGAAGCCAAUGAGGUUGAAAAAACUGAGUCACCAAAAAUAGCUAAGGACUAUGUGGACUCUGAUCCUUCUGGACGCCGUGGACUGCCCAUCACAACCAUAAAGCAGGGGGCUGAGCCUCCGAUCUUCACAGGCUGGUUCCAGGCUUGGGACUCACAUAUGUGGGACACUGACCCUCUGGAGAGAAUCCGAGCUCGCUUUUAAACACAAAACUGUUUCCUCUUCUUUUCCUUGUAAAAGCACUUAUUGUUUCUGUGUAAUAAACUGCAACUUUCCGAGGUUUUAUGUAAUCUAAACAUUGGUGAAAUGCCCAUCUCGCAUAAAAGUCCAAGUUUUAUUUUUGAUUUUGGGAGUGUGAAGCUUUGUUCAAGCAGUACCAGCUGUCAUAAUAGAAAAAAAAUCUACCAAAAUGAUUAUCACUCAUAAUAAUGAUAUGAGACAUAAGGUAUGGUUCCUGUUACCCUGUUUUUAUUAUUUCUGCCAUUAUGGCUUUCAAACAUGUUAGCGUUAUAAAAUAUGUGGCAAACUUCGUGACUAUUGUUUUUACACACAAGCCAUUGAUAUAUGUUCGGCUUGUACUGUGAUGGUUUUUAUGUCAGACUUUAAUAAACUGAGAUUUUGAGAAAGUGAAA
This is a messenger RNA of Puntigrus tetrazona (Sumatra barb), 2925 nucleotides long. It is a transcript of the gene scinlb, whose product is annotated as scinderin like b. The record is from RefSeq and is a predicted model, not a curated record. Gene Ontology annotation, cellular component: cytoplasm; actin cytoskeleton. The transcript is spliced from 18 exons. The coding region runs from base 335 to 2497 and encodes 720 amino acids. Gene Ontology annotation, biological process: actin polymerization or depolymerization; actin filament severing; barbed-end actin filament capping. Gene Ontology annotation, molecular function: phosphatidylinositol-4,5-bisphosphate binding; actin filament binding. Lineage: Eukaryota; Metazoa; Chordata; Actinopteri; Cypriniformes; Cyprinidae.